AUGGAUGAGGUACCUGGCUCUGUAGGGACCAGUGCCAGCUUCUCUUUGAGAUUGGGUCAGGCCAUCUUUUCCUCUGCUUCCCUUCUCUUCAUGUCUCUGGGGGUUGAGUUCUACAGCUACACUGCUUUCUGCUACCUGGUAACAAUCAUGGGUCUGGUUAUACCAUGGAGUUUCACAUUGGCAAUGGUGGAUGGCUACUCUGUUCUUGUCAAAUGUCCUCUUCGACAGCCCGGAAUUCUGCUGAUCAUUGUUGUUGGAGAUUGGGUAUUAUCAAUUCUCACUCUAGCUGCAGCAUGCUCAACAGCGAGCGUCGUGGACGUCCUCCUCCAUGCGAACGGUCCGUAUUGCCCUCCAAAGUUUUGCAACCGGUAUAAAAUAUCUGCUGCUAUGGCUUUCAUGUCAUGGUUUCUGUCUUUGGCCUCAUCUCUGUUCAAUCUUUGGUUACUUCCGUCCUUAUGA
Messenger RNA from Prunus armeniaca (apricot), 459 nucleotides. NCBI's taxonomy places the organism in Eukaryota, Viridiplantae, Streptophyta, Magnoliopsida, Rosales, Rosaceae. The record is from the annotation of a GenBank genome assembly.